AUGGCCGCCAAAACGGCCAAUACAAUCUGGCCGGAUAACGUCCCAGUAGCCGUCAAGGACACGAUUGAAGAAUUUUUCCAGCUCCUUGACGGCUACACCCCGCAGGCGGCAAGGCAAUGGAGCGAGCUUUACCUUCCAACAGGGGAAUUCGAGGCAUUCUGUAAAAUCUUCAAAGGCCAUGAAAGCACUUACAUGGAAGAUGCGCUCAAGUGA
Molecule: messenger RNA, 213 nt
Organism: Aspergillus udagawae
Lineage: Eukaryota; Fungi; Ascomycota; Eurotiomycetes; Eurotiales; Aspergillaceae
Exons: 2
Coding region: 1-213 (70 amino acids)
Source: RefSeq, a predicted model, not a curated record